AUGGGUAAAAAUAUACAAUUAAUAAGUAAAUCUCCAGAAGAAUGGAAUUAUAUGGAUGUUUCUGAUUGGUUAUUUGAUCAGGGAUUUCCUCAAUAUGCACAUUUAUUUUCACAACAACAUAAAAUUGAUGGCUGUACAUUAUUAGAAUUAAGUGAAAAAGAUUUAAAAGAACCACCAAUGUCAAUAUCAUGUUUAGGAGAUAUUAAAAAAUUAAUUAAAGCAAUUAAUUUAUUAAAAAAUUUGUCGUCUUAUGGAUAUGAUAAUAAAGAUUCACAAUAUUCUAAUCCAGAAGAUCCACCAGCUAAUUUAGCUAUAUCAAAUGAAGUAAAAAGUUCUUUUAGUGAAAAUGAUGGUUAUAUAAUGGAAAGUGUUACAUCAUACAAAACAAUAUCUAAAAGAAAUAUGGAAACAGAUGAUUUAUUUGAGGAAAUUCAUCUUUUAUCAAGAGAAGAUAUAAUAAGGCAUGUUGAAUCUCCAGAUACACACUCUAAAGCUAUAUGGAAAUUAGCUAUUGCAUUUUUAUAUUGUUCAUUAUCAUUAUGGAUAACAUCAUUUGUAAUGGUCAUUGUACAUUCAAGAGUUCCAGAUAUGAAGACAUAUCCACCAUUACCUGAUCUCAUUCUCGAUAAUUUGCCAUUAAUUCCUUGGGCUUUUGAAGUUUGUGAAUUAAUUGGUGUUAUUUUAAUGUCUAUUUGGUUUAUUGUUUUAUUUUUCCAUAAACAUCGUAUAGUUAUUAUGAGAAGAAUGUUUUCACUUGUUGGAACAGUAUUUUUAUUAAGAUGUGUAACAAUGCUUAUUACAUCACUUUCUGUUCCUGGACAUCAUCUUGAAUGUACAGCAAAAGAAUAUGAUAGUUUAUCAGAUAAAUUACAACAUGCUUUUCAUAUAUGGUCUAAACUUGGAAUGUCAAUACAAGGUGUUAGAACAUGUGGUGAUUAUAUGUUUUCUGGUCAUACGACAGCAAUAACUUUAUUAAAUUUACUUAUUACCGAGUAUACACCUGAUUCAUGGUAUUUACUUCAUACGUCUACAUGGGUAAUGAAUUUUUUCGCAAUUUUCUUUAUUCUAGCUGGUCAUGAACAUUAUUCAAUCGAUGUUUUUAUUGCUUUUUAUAUAAGUUCAAGAAUGUUUUUAUAUUAUCAUGCUUAUGCUUAUAAUUCAAUGAAUUUAAAUACAACAGAUUCUCGGGUAAGAAUUUGGUUUCCUUUAGGAUGGUUUUUUGAAGCAGGUGGUCAAGGAAGACUUUUAAAUGAGUAUGAGUGGCCUAUUCAAUUUGGAAAAAUUAUAUCUUUUAUUAAAAAAAGUAAAAGAUCAUUAUCACCAGUUAUUAAAGAUAAUGAUAAGAAAUUUAUUUUUAAUGAUUAUGAUUUAAAUAUAAAUAAUAAAGUUAGAAACAGAAAAGUUAAAGUAAAAAAAUAA
Strongyloides ratti is the source of this 1419-nucleotide messenger RNA. Its product is annotated as Sphingomyelin synthase-related protein 1. NCBI's taxonomy places the organism in Eukaryota, Metazoa, Nematoda, Chromadorea, Rhabditida, Strongyloididae. The transcript is spliced from 2 exons. Gene Ontology annotation, molecular function: protein binding; ceramide cholinephosphotransferase activity; sphingomyelin synthase activity. Gene Ontology annotation, biological process: ceramide biosynthetic process. Bases 1 to 1419 code for a protein of 472 amino acids. Gene Ontology annotation, cellular component: Golgi membrane; endoplasmic reticulum membrane. The record is from RefSeq and is a predicted model, not a curated record.